ACAGCGUACCGGCGUUUUCGAGUGCUCGUAGCCGUGGACACGGCUACGCAGCCAUCCUAUAAACCGCGCGGGGGAAGCUAGUGCGUGAAUGUAUUGGAAGCGGUGGCCACGUCUUCAUCGUCAUCGUCGUCGUCGUCGUCGUUGUGAUCGCCGUGAAAACGGUGUUACGCCGUGGAAGUUGGCAAAAACGCUACAUCAUCGAUGGCCCGCGCGAUAUUUCGACGGCAUUCGUGAUCGCGGCAAGACGGGAUCUUCGUCGAGGAUGCCGCGAAUAUCGUUUACACGUCCCAGGAGGAUGGCAGGCUUUCAGAUCAUCGCUCGGAUCGAUAGGCACGAAAGAAUCGAAUAAUCACGACGGAACGAAGGAGGACACCAAAGCGGUGAGGCGAGCCAGGAGCCCCGGAGGUUAGGGCCUCCGAGUGACGAGGAUCCUUGUUCGAAGAUGAACUCCAUGAUAUAUACCCUUUACGGGUUUGCAAUAUUUUUCAUGAUAUUCUGGUCGGUAAUGUGGAUCAUUCACGCAUUGGCACUGAUUGCUGGUCACUGGAAGCUGCACCGGAAAGUCACUCAAGUACCAACCUACGAAACGCCCUUACCCGGUGUGUCAAUCAUAAAGCCAUUGAUGGGCGUUGAUCCCAAUCUGUUUAGCAACUUAGAGACAUUUUUCACCAUGCAGUAUCCUCGUUACGAGCUAUUAUUCUGUGUGGAAGACGAUUCAGAUCCUGUGUUGAUGUUAGUGCGUAAACUGAUCGAGAAAUAUCCGAAAGUAGACGCAAGACUUUUUAUCGGUGGUUGCAACGUAGGUGUGAAUCCAAAGAUCAACAAUAUGCAACCAGCAUACGAGGCGGCCAAGCACGAGUUUGUGUUGAUCAGUGACAGUGGUAUCAAGAUGAAAGAGGACACGCUCUUGGACAUGGUUAAUUACAUGACUGACAAUGUUGCGUUGGUACAUCAGAUGCCGUUUACCUGUGAUCGUGAAGGUUUUGCCGCAGCAUAUGAGAAAAUAUUCUUCGGUACCGUACUCUCGCGUAUAUACCUUACCGCCGAUUUGCUCAGGAUAAACUGUCAUACCGGUAUGUCGGCAUUAUUGAGAAAGGCAGCACUCGACGAGGUCGGCGGAUUAAAAACGUUCGGUGUGUAUUUAGCCGAAGAUUUUUUCUAUGCAAAGUCGUUGACCGAUCGUGGUUGGCGCAUUACAGUAUCCUCGCAGCCGGCAUUGCAAAAUAGCGGUCACUGCGAGCUGCAUUCAUUCCAGGCGAGGUUACGAAGGUGGGUAAAGCUCAGAGUGGCUAUGUUACCUACUACAAUCGUCCUGGAACCGCUUAGCGAGUGUUUAGUGUUAGGUGCCUGUGCUUCCUGGGCGGCUAGCGUGCUCUUCGAGUGGGUGCUACUUAGCGUCGUGCAGAACGGUCCGCUACCGUUCAACAAGUUAGAAUUCGUGUGCGGAUGGUUACUUAGCGAGAUCACUAGGCCUUAUCUUUUCAUUCAGGCAGUUCUAGAUCCUCUGAUACAGUGGCGGUCGCGCAUCUACAAACUCAGGUGGGGUGGAGUCGCGGAAGAGGUUAAGACAAAAGUCAAAUAUUGA
Eufriesea mexicana is the source of this 1585-nucleotide messenger RNA. RefSeq names its product ceramide glucosyltransferase (gene GlcT). Bases 443 to 1585 code for a protein of 380 amino acids. Gene Ontology annotation, biological process: glucosylceramide biosynthetic process. The record is from RefSeq and is a predicted model, not a curated record. Gene Ontology annotation, cellular component: membrane. NCBI's taxonomy places the organism in Eukaryota, Metazoa, Arthropoda, Insecta, Hymenoptera, Apidae. The transcript has a single exon. Gene Ontology annotation, molecular function: ceramide glucosyltransferase activity.